Messenger RNA from Mauremys reevesii (Reeves's turtle), 1910 nucleotides. It is a transcript of the gene RCAN3, whose product is annotated as RCAN family member 3. The coding region runs from base 417 to 1169 and encodes 250 amino acids. Gene Ontology annotation, molecular function: calcium-dependent protein serine/threonine phosphatase regulator activity; nucleic acid binding. The record is from RefSeq and is a predicted model, not a curated record. The transcript has 7 exons. Gene Ontology annotation, cellular component: cytoplasm; nucleus. Lineage: Eukaryota; Metazoa; Chordata; Testudines; Geoemydidae. Gene Ontology annotation, biological process: calcium-mediated signaling.
AAUGCGCCCGCUCGCGCGUCCCCGGGGAGAAGCACGGUGCGCGCGCCCGGACGGGGGGGGGGCUCUACCUCAGCUGCUGCCAUCGCUGCCAGCUUCCCCCUCGCCUUUCGUCCUGCCCGCCCUCCUCUGAGAGGGCUCCGGGCCCUGCGCGGCUCCGACGGGAACCCCAGGCGGGGACGGAUUAUGGCCUUUUUUGGUACCUGUAAUCAAGGAUCUUAGAGUACUUCACAACAGUGGUGUCUGUUGUUGAAGACACCGUUGAUCCAGCAGUUAGAAAAAGGGGCUUGGAGUCAGGAAUAUUGGGUUUUGUUCCUGGCUGUGCUGCUGAGUUGCAGGGAGCUUGGGCAAGACAAUUAACUUUACAGCAUUCCUGCUAGAAGCCCUGGCACAUAAAGAAGAGUUGUUUUUGGUGGACAAUGCUCAGAGAGACUAUGAAGUCCUGGAGUGACAGCCAGACAGACGUUUACAGCAGUGACCAAGAAGAGGAAGAAGAAAUGAUCUUUGGAGAAAAUGAAGAUGAUUUGGAAGAGAUGAUGGAUUUAAGUGACUUGCCUACCUCACUCUUUGCUUGCAGUGUGCCAGAAGCUGUGUUUGAGGUACAAGAAGAAAAGGAAAGAUUUGAAGCACUUUUCACGAUCUACGAUAAUCAAGUUACAUUCCAGUUGUUUAAAAGCUUUAGAAGAGUAAGGAUAAAUUUCAGCACCCCCGAGGCAGCAGCAAGAGCACGGAUAGAAUUGCAUGAGACAGACAUCAGUGGGAAAAAGCUGAAGCUGUAUUUUGCACAGGUCCAGGUGUCCCCCAGUGAAGUAGGAGACAAGUCCUACCUCCUUCCCCCAGAACCUGUCAAACAGUUCCUGAUAUCGCCUCCUGCAUCUCCACCUGUUGGGUGGAAGCAGAGUGAAGAUGCAACUCCUGGAAUAAACUAUGACUUACUCUGUGCUGUUUCCAAAUUGGGUCCAGGGGAGAAAUACGAGCUUCAUGCAGGAACGGAGUCUACUCCUAGCGUAGUGGUUCACAUUUGUGAAAGUGAAACAGAAGAGGAGGAGGAAAUUAAAAAUCCAAAACAGAAAAUCCUGCAGACAAAGCGCCCAGAUCCUACUCCAACAAUACUAAAUGAAUCUAAAACAUUUGAUUGUACACGGGAGGUAGGGGGUACCAUGCACUGUUAAGUCUUGUGAUGCUGUAAACAAUAUCUAUAUGAGGAUAGUAAAUUAAUACAUGUAUUGAUGUCUGCGUUGCUGCAUUAUAUAUGGCAGCAUGAGAUUUUACUUGUAGUUGUCUCUCAUGUUCAAGUUCUUAGAUGCCAAUAUUCUAAACAGCACUUUAAUUUUUAAGAACUAACUCCCCAAGUGCAGCAAGUCCACCAGAUUUAAAAUAAUGGCAAAGCAGGAGGUUAGUUUUUCUGAAGAUAUGUUCACAUUUUCUUGAUAUUGUAUAGCACGAUGUACCAAAUGCUGAAACAAUAUCUUAUCAGUACCAUCUAUCCUAUUGGUUACAAAAUAGUUUAUUUUAUAACAGUCAAAUGUGAUUUUUUUUUGUACUGGUACAACAGCUUAUAUUUAAUCAAUAUAUUAAUUAGAAGUGUAAUAUAUAGUGUACACUAAAAUUCCUCCACAGAUUGGGCCAUUUGUGAACAUGUUCCAUUUACUUUUCUCAGAAAUGCCAAAUAAAUUUUAUUUUAAAGGUACCUUUAUGAUUUGACAUGAGGCACAAAUACAUGUGCAGAAUUAAAUAAGUUGUAGUUGGCAGAACUGCAAUUUGGGGGGGAGAGGGGAAACCACAGACCACUUAGGAGGCAGAUGGAGUUUGCCUCUACAAUAUUAUGCUGCUGUAGGAUGGUGUUACACUGAUAGGUACAAUUGUUUGCAUCGACAGUUGAUUAAAAUAAAACUGACUUGCAGGAUGUUAAA